AUGUCUGAAAUCUACCUUGUUACUGGUGCCAACAGUGGCUUGGGACUUCACUCUGUUCGCCGCAUAGCCAUGAUGCCCUCCACCAAGAAAAUCUACAUGGGGUGCCGCUCUGAAAACAAAGCCUCCGUUGCCAUUGACUCGAUUAAGGGCAUGGAAGGAGUGGAUCGAUGUGACCAAGCUUCAACUCAGAAGCCCGUCGGGCCCAACCAGGUCCUUGAUAUCCACCAAAUCAAUUUGAUUGGACACGUUCAGCUUGUGGAGGCUCUCAAGCCCAAGCUAGCCCAGGGAUGUAAGAUUGUCUUCUCAGGAUCAGAAGCGGCUCGUGGGAUCCUCAUCAUGAUGAUUGGUACUCCCAAGCUUGGUGGCACAAGUGAUUGGUACAGGAACCAACUUGAAGGGAAAUUUCCUGGUUAUGAUCCCAUGGAUGUAUAUGCCAAGACUAAGGGAUUUGCUGCCUUGUAUUUUGCUGAGUGGGCUCGUCAGAACCCAAAGUACAGUGUCCUGGUAGUGUCCCCAGGUGGUACCUCUGGCACUUCUGCUUUAAAUGCGGAUGCAGUGCCAGCUCACUUCAGAUUGAUGAUGCCUGUUAUGAUGCCCUUGCUGAAGGCAAUGGGAGUCAUUCAUAACUUGGAAGAUGGAACUGACCGGUACAUUCAGGCGCUGACUGGUAAAUAUGACGAAGCGUUCCAAAGUGGAUCUUUUGUUGCCUCGAAGCGGGGAACCACAGGCGAGGUGUGUGAUCAAACCGAACUCCGUAGUGGUAAGAUGUAUGCUGACACUGUGAAGCAAAAGGUUGCUUUUGAAGCACUGUCGGUUUACACCACAGUUGAGAAGUAG
Molecule: messenger RNA, 837 nt
Organism: Seminavis robusta
Lineage: Eukaryota; Bacillariophyta; Bacillariophyceae; Naviculales; Naviculaceae
Source: the annotation of a GenBank genome assembly